Messenger RNA from Cladophialophora immunda, 2635 nucleotides. RefSeq lists its product as uncharacterized. Gene Ontology annotation, biological process: DNA-templated transcription; positive regulation of transcription from RNA polymerase II promoter by galactose. The record is from RefSeq and is a predicted model, not a curated record. Gene Ontology annotation, molecular function: zinc ion binding; DNA-binding transcription factor activity, RNA polymerase II-specific; RNA polymerase II cis-regulatory region sequence-specific DNA binding. Gene Ontology annotation, cellular component: nucleus. The coding region runs from base 145 to 2448 and encodes 767 amino acids. NCBI's taxonomy places the organism in Eukaryota, Fungi, Ascomycota, Eurotiomycetes, Chaetothyriales, Herpotrichiellaceae. The transcript has 2 exons.
ACUGUCGCCACAUCUUGGUUUGUUUUCUUCAACCUCCCCUCUGUGGCAGCGAGCAGUCGUGUGAUAAAUCUACGCCGAGCUGCGAGCACCAGCGCGAGAAGCUCGCACACUGUAAUUCGACAUGAUGACUGCUUUGUCUCCAACAUGAACAGGAACCGGAGAGGAGCUCCUCGUCUGUCGGACCGGGCAUGUACAGAAUGCCAACGCAGAAAGACCCGCUGCGCUCUCGGGGUCGAAGGGGCUCCUUGCGUAUACUGCGCAAAGACCGGGAAAGAAUGCGUUAUUGCAGGGCCACCGCCACGGACGUCGCUCACUCGAAAAAACCUCCAAGCCGCUGAAAUACGCUGCAGACGACUCGAGGCUAUCCUCCGUCGUGUUCGUCCUGACAUAAGACUCGAAGACGAGCUUGGCCGCUCAGAUGACGAUCUGGAGUCUCCAACCCCUCCAAGCCCUCCAGCCGCACCGGAUACGACAGACUCUACACUAAAUCCUGGGAAAGCACCCUUGGCUUCCGAGCUCGAAUGGCACGAGAUCUCCCAUUUUGGUGAUGACGACGAUCAAAACCACCCAGAUAACGGACCCUCGAAAGAUGGGAUGAUGUCUCUUGAUUCUUCGGGCUACCUUGGAAUCACGGCUGGCUCAAGUUUGUUGAAGUCGAUCUCAUCAUUUCUGCCACCUGUAAGCCCUAACUCCGCCGGGCCACCUACCCAAACAUGUAAAUCGGUUGACUCAACCGCACGGUCUCAAGACUUCUUUUUCUCGGCGAGGAUGGCAAGAGGAUUGGCACAGGACCUUCUGAUUGAGGCUUACUUCGUGGCGUAUAAUUCGUCUUAUCCCAUCGUCCACGAACGAACGUUUCGUCAACAGCAUAGCCAAAAGCAUCGAAUACCAUCACAAUCUCCUUGGCACAUUGUAUCCUUCAUGGUGCUUGCCAUUGGUGAAUGGGUCAGUGGGUAUUGCACGGACGAACCGUCGCUGUAUUACGAAGCUGGGCGAGCCCGAUUGCGUACUGAAAUACUGGAGUCGGGAAAUACCAUGACAGUGCAAGCUCUGUUGCUCCUGGGAAACUAUCUGCAAAAGAGAGAUCGCCCCAACACCGGUUACAACUUCAUCGGCAUCGCCUAUCGAGUCGCACUGGGUCUGGGAUUGCACCGAGAGAUCCUCCCCGACAAGUCCAAACGCAGCCUCGCACAACAGCACCGGAGAGCGCUGUUCUGGACGCUGUAUUGUUUCGAUAGUGGCUUUAGUCUCACUACUGGACGCCCCAUCACGGUUGCCGACAUUUUCAUUGACGCAGAAAAACCUAAGAACAUUGUGGACGCAGAUUGUGACGCCUCCUCUACUCUGCCUCGAGAAGUCGACCACCCUACAGUAUAUUCCGCCCUAAAUGCACAAGCUCGUCUGGCAGUCAUAGCGAACGGCGCAUAUUGCGAAAUCUUGUGCGGAAGGAGAAACCCGGAGCCACACAGUUCGGCGAUCGCUGAGGAGCGGAAACUUCAGCAUUGGCGAGACUCUCUUCCCGCUUACUUUCGGACCCCUAACGUACCCACGUGGUUUCUCGGGCCCCGUCAAAUUGUGCUCUGGAAGGAAGCAAACCUGCGCAUUCUGAUCUUGAUGGCAAAGCAGCGUCGAUAUGAUGACCUGCAACAUCGGGUGGAACUGGCGGCAGAGCUUCAACGCGUGGCCGCCGAAGCUAUUGUCGAUAUAGCCACUUUCUGCCAGAGACAUCCCGAGGCUGUCCACACUGGACUGAGCUGGUACGUUGUCUACUUCCUACUCCAGGGGAUUCUGGCUAUGGGCGUUUCCGAGGCGAGACGAGCGUCUCUAUUAACGGAAGGCGAGUCAAAAAGGACGAUUCCAGCCUGCGAUGUCGCUUUGGCGAAAGCCGCCGGCUGCCUCGAGAACCUUGGGGGUUCGAACAAAGCCGCCGUCCGGACUCUCCAGAUUCUGGAUCGGCUGCGUAACACAUUACAGGGUACAUCAGCGCCUCCGCCAACUUCGGCAGCCCAUGAGACGGCCCCGACUUCAUCACGGUCCAUGCUUCCCUCAUCUUCGAUCCAGGCCGGCGUCCGGGACGAUUCAUCGUCGCCCAAUUUUAGCCACAGCAGGUCGGCAAUGUCUGACGGGAAUCCAUUCUCGGCUCUGAAUGCGCCACUAGUGGCAUCAAAUGUCUCCCCUGAUGGGACAAUCGCGGCCAAUUUCGUAGAUGAAAAUUGGGUUGCUACAGUUGACCCGUCUCUCCACUUCUUCCUGGACCAUGUCGAUGGCAUUGAUUGUUGGUUCCAAGGUAUGCAUGGAUUUCCGGGCACUUUGGAACAGGACGAGUUCUCGUACACGACUAGCAGCGUAUCCACUAUUCGGAGUGCUAUGCCCGCUCAGAUUCCUUGGUCGAAUUCUGGCAACGUGUUUGAUGAAAGUGAACUGUUUAUCCAAAACAACUUCGGAUGACCGAAGUCAUUGGGAAGGGUUGGGACAUGUAUGUUAGUGAGGUUGGCUCGUCGAUCGUGUCAACGGCGUUGUGCCAGGUACGGGUAUUCACUUCUGGAUGCUCAUUUCCGUUCACUCGUUAUCUACAACGUUGAACGGUCGCUGAGCAUACAGUAUCUUGUAUUUCAGACACCGAGCUUUUUGUGUU